AUGCCUCCCGCAUCCGAGAGCCUUCUACUACAAGCUCGACUACGGUUGCUGGCCUUCCACAUUAGACAAUAUGCUUCGCUCUCGACGCCCAAACCACCCAAAGCCAACUUCCUAAAAAGAGUGCGCUCACAACAAUCACCCAAACAGCAGUCUAGCAAAGAAGGCGAGAAUGCGUCUAAGUCGCAGCCGAAUCCCGAAGAUACAUCCCAUACACGCCAGCAGGACCAGUUCAGACGAUUUAUGCCAGCAUGGCUUCGCGAACGGCCCUUCCUACGCAACUCGAUCGCUGCAUUUGCGAUGACAGUGCCCAUAUCAGCGUUUGUUCUGCUUCAUUUCCCGUAUGAGCCACGACGAGUCACUGGACCGAGCAUGAAGCCCACCAUCAAUGCAGAUUGCGAAUCCGACAGCGAUGCAGCCUACAGUCCUACGUGGGUACUUGUGAGGAGAUGGGACACUAACGCCAUACGCGAGGUUAGGAAGCAACAGUUAUCGCAGAAGGGAAGCAAAACUGCUUCGUCGCGCUGGGGACGUGGUGACAUCGUGGUCUACGAUACACCUCACGAUCCUGACAAGGUGGCAGUCAAGAGGAUAGUCGCGGUUGCAGGGGAUACUAUUGUUCCUAUGAAAGGAUACCCGGGUGGUGAAGAGCCUGUUGUCAUUCCGUACAACCAUGUCUGGGUGGAAGGUGACGCCAAUGACCGCAAGAAGAGCGUCGACUCCAACUAUUUCGGACCUAUAGCUAGACCACUGAUCAAAGGUAGAGUGGUGGCUAUGUGGUCACCCUGGUGGAAUAUUUUCGGCAUCAAGGGCGUGGACAAAUGGAACGCUACAUGGCCUGCAAAGACUCAAAACAGAGUCAAUGAGCAAGCUGUUGAAGUCGCUGCUGUUGAUCCGAACCAUGCCGAGAAAUUCAAGCCAUUCGAGGGUGAUCUUGGGGAGAAGACACUUCGGUGGGUGCGGGAACGCCAACGAGAGAUCGAGGACAGAUUCACAAAGGACGAGCAGUAUCGUGCGCAAAUGUAUGACUUUUUCGUGCACGCUGUGAUUGUUGGUCGGACAAACCCUGAUCCUGAGACGAAGGAGCGUGGGCGUAUCAUCGUUCGUGAGCUUGAGCAUUUACUGGGUCAGAAAGCGAUUCUUGCGGCGAGACCGAUGAAGCAGAGACGUGAUCCUGGAGAGUUGCCCGAAGACCUUUUCAAGACUGCUACCUAG
Lithohypha guttulata is the source of this 1212-nucleotide messenger RNA. RefSeq lists its product as uncharacterized. The transcript has a single exon. Gene Ontology annotation, cellular component: membrane; mitochondrial inner membrane peptidase complex. NCBI's taxonomy places the organism in Eukaryota, Fungi, Ascomycota, Eurotiomycetes, Chaetothyriales, Trichomeriaceae. Gene Ontology annotation, molecular function: serine-type endopeptidase activity. Bases 1 to 1212 code for a protein of 403 amino acids. The record is from RefSeq and is a predicted model, not a curated record.